This is a messenger RNA of Gossypium raimondii (Peruvian cotton), 1906 nucleotides long. Its product is annotated as laccase-17. Gene Ontology annotation, cellular component: apoplast. Bases 47 to 1798 code for a protein of 583 amino acids. The transcript has 5 exons. The record is from RefSeq and is a predicted model, not a curated record. Gene Ontology annotation, biological process: lignin catabolic process. Lineage: Eukaryota; Viridiplantae; Streptophyta; Magnoliopsida; Malvales; Malvaceae. Gene Ontology annotation, molecular function: copper ion binding; hydroquinone:oxygen oxidoreductase activity.
AUCCCACUUUUGACUAUCAGCUGAAAAAGAUUAAAAAAACGUAGAUAUGGUUUCUGUUCUUACAUCAUCAGCCCUUUUCAAGACUUUAUUGUUCCUAUCUUUAUGUUCUGUCUGGUUAUUACCUGAUUUAGCACUUGCAAAACAUGCAGGCAUUACCAGGCAUUACAAGUUCAAUAUUAAAAUGCAAAACGUGACAAGGUUGUGUCAAACAAAGAGCAUUGUGACGGUCAAUGGUCAGUUCCCAGGUCCUCGUAUAAUAGCGAGGGAAGGCGACCGGCUUCUCAUCAAAGUGGUCAACCAUGUUCAAUACAAUGUCACUAUUCAUUGGCAUGGAAUCCGGCAAUUACGGAGCGGAUGGGCCGAUGGACCUGCUUAUGUCACACAGUGUCCGAUUCAGACAGGGCAAUCCUAUGUAUACAACUUCACCAUUACAGGCCAAAGAGGGACCUUGUUUUGGCAUGCACAUAUCUCUUGGCUGAGAGCUACUUUGUAUGGACCUAUUGUUAUCCUCCCUAAACGACAUGCAUCUUAUCCGUUUCCUCAACCUUUCAAAGAAUUUCCGAUCGUAUUCGGGGAAUGGUGGAAAGCCGACACUGAAACGAUUAUAAACCAGGCCAUGGCAACCGGAGGGGCACCGAAUAUCUCGGAUGCAUUCACCAUUAAUGGUCUCCCAGGCCCUUCUUACAAUUGCUCAGCUAAAGAAACGUUCAAGCUUAAAGUGAAGCCUGGUAAAACCUAUCUUCUUCGUUUAGUCAAUGCUGCACUCAACGACGAGCUCUUUUUCCGUGUUGCAAACCACACCCUAACCGUCGUAGAAGCCGACGCGGUCUACGUCAAACCAUUCAAGACAGACAUUGUACUCAUUACACCAGGCCAAACCACUAAUGUCCUUCUCAAGGCCAAAUCCAAUACCCCGAACGCCAAAUUCGCUAUGUCAGCUAGGCCUUAUUCCACCGGACCGGCCACUUUCGACAAUACCACGACAAUUGGUAUCUUAGAAUACAAGAAAUCCGCUUCGGCCUCGAGCUCUAACAACAUGAACAUCUCAUUACUAAAAGCAAAACUUCCACAGUUCAAUGAUUCCACUUAUGCUAUGAAAUUCAACCAGAAAAUCCGUAGCCUCGCCACGAGAAAAUUCCCGGUAAAAGUCCCCAAAAAAGUCGAUAGACGGUUUUUCUUCACGGUCGGGUUAGGGAUACUCCCAUGUUCAAAAAACCAAGCAUGUCAAGGUCCUAACAACAUAAGACCAGCAGCUGGAAUUAACAAUGUCUCAUUUGUACAACCAAAUACGGCUCUUCUCCAAGCUCAUUUCUUUAACCGAUCAAAAGGCGUUUACACCACCAAUUUCCCGACCAACCCCCCAUUCAAGUUCAACUACACCGGCACACCACCAAAAAACAUCAUGUUAGACAGUGGAACCAAACUGGUGUCCUUAAAUUACAACACCAGCGUAGAACUGGUAAUGCAGGACACAAGCAUCCUUGGUGCUGAAAGCCACCCUUUACAUCUCCAUGGCUUUAACUUCUUUGUAUUAGCUCAAGGCAUUGGCAACUUUGACCCUAAAAGAGAUCCAGCCAAGUUCAAUCUUGUCGACCCUGCCGAGAGGAACACGGUAGGGGUACCGUCCGGCGGGUGGGUCGCUAUUCGGUUCCUAGCAGACAAUCCAGGGGUUUGGUUCAUGCAUUGCCAUUUGGAAGUACAUACAAGCUGGGGAUUGAAGAUGGCAUGGGUGGUUAAUGAUGGAAAAGGCCCUAAACAGAAACUAAUGCCUCCACCUGCUGAUCUUCCUAAAUGCUGAACCAUUCUUUUUCUUUAGCUUGAAAUUGUUUUAAAUCUCUACUUUUGACUACAUAAUGUAAGAGACAACAAUUCUUCCUUUACAAAUAUAAUUUCAUUUUUCCUUAAA